Pseudopipra pipra is the source of this 3567-nucleotide messenger RNA. Its product is annotated as zinc finger protein 467-like. NCBI's taxonomy places the organism in Eukaryota, Metazoa, Chordata, Aves, Passeriformes, Pipridae. Bases 16 to 2958 code for a protein of 980 amino acids. Gene Ontology annotation, biological process: regulation of DNA-templated transcription. The transcript has 6 exons. The record is from RefSeq and is a predicted model, not a curated record.
GCCAUCCCAGAGCACAUGGCACAGGAGCGUGUCCUGAUGGUUCUGGAAUAUCCCCAGGGAGGAGACUCCACCCCCUGCCUGGACAAUCUGUUCAGUGCUCGGUCACCGCACAGGAACAAGUUCUUCCUCGUGUCCAGGUGGAACUUCCCGGGCAUCGGUUCCUGCCCGUUCCUCCUGUGCCAUUGCUGGGCCCCCCCAGCAGAGCCUGGUCCAUCCUCUGCCCCCUCCCUGCAGCCCCUGACGGACACUGGGGAGGGCCCCUCUCAGUGUCCCCCCUGGAGGCUGAACAGCCCCAGCUCCCUCAGCCUGUCCUGGUCACAGAGAUGCUCCAUCCCUUCAGCACCUCCACAGGAGAAUCAUCUUCCAGGAGCUCCAUGUCCCCCUUAUCCCGAAGAGCCCAGACCCGUGCCACUGAUCCCAACCCUCCGGAAUCUGCCACUCAGCCAGUUCCCAAUCCAUCCCACUGCCCAUUCAAGCAAGGAGGAGCAUCCCUCGAGCUGGAUGCUGUGCGGGUCCCCCGGGAGCCACUCGGCCACUUCGGAGGGACCCCGGGACCCCUCCUCGGACCCUCCCGGGCUCCGCCUCCGGGGAGUGUCCGGAGCCGGGCCCGCCCGCGGGGAGCAGCGCGGGGCCAUGGCGGAGCUCCGGGAGCGCCUCGAGGCGCUCGAGCGAAGGAUGGAGCGGGCGGAGGCGGCGCUGCGGGAUCGAAUCCCCCCGGCCCUGCGGCUCCGCACGGUGCCGGUGCGGUUCGAGGAGGUGGCGCUGCGGUUCAGCCGGCAGGAGUGGGACACCCUGGACGAGGGACAGCGGGAGCUCUACCGGAGCGUCAUGGAAGGCAACUACGAGAUGCUGGUGUCCCUGUACUGUGCCCUGUCCAAGCCUCAUCUGCUACUCUGGCUGGAAAGAGGAGAAGAGCUGAGCACGAUGACGGAGUCUGAGCCAGAGGCAGUGAAUGUGUCCCCAGAGCUGGCUGUAGAGCUGGCCCGCCCGAGCUGCUCCAGAGGUGAUGGGAUGCUGGGGGCAAAGACAACAGAGCCUGGUGAGGGGAGCUGCAGGGAGCCAGAGGAGAGCAGGAACCUGGUGAAGGAAAGUGGGAACUUGGUAGAGGAAAGUGGAAACCUGGCAGAGGAAGGUGGGAAGCCAUCAGAGGAAGGUGGGAACCCAUCAGAGGAAAGUGGGAGCCCAGCAGUCCUGGAGAACUGCAGCACACCCCCCAUCCCUCUGGAAGCUGCUGUCCCAGGGGAUCUCAGCCAGCCAUCCCCGGCCCCUUCCCAUCUGCUCUCUGCCUGCUGUCGAGAAGCAGCGGAUCAGAACCAGUCUCCAUCACCUCCCACUGCAGCAGCAGACACCGAGGUGGGGAUCCCAAUGGAGGUGCCACAGGAGGAGGUCACUGUGGAGAAGCCAGUAGUGCCUGGAACAUCCUCAGAGGGUCCGGAAGAGGAGAAGGGUCUGGAACAGGAGGAUGUGAAAGAUUCAGGGAAUGUUGGCCAAGGUCCAGCGGCUGACGUUCCCAAAGGACCAGGAGAGGUAGAUUCUGGCCCAGAAAAGCCGGAGAAGGGCUCCUGCGUGGGCCGGCCGGCGGGCUGCCAGCGAAAUGCCACCCGGGAAUUCUACUCCUGCCCCAUCUGCAGCAAACGCUUCCUGCUGAAGAUCAACUUCCUGAUCCACCAGCGCAGCCACAGCAACUCGGUGCCCUACGUCUGUGUGCACUGCGACCGCAAGUUCAUGUCCAAGAAGAAAAUCAGGCGGCACCUCCGGGCCUGGGCGGCCAGCGGGACGUGCCAGCCCUCGGAGCCGGAGCCACGUCCCAGCCGGACACCGUGUCCGACCUCCCAGCCCCAAACACAGGUGGCCAAUGGGACAUGCCAGCCCCUGGAUGCUCAGGUGUGUCCCAGGCAGGUGCCGUGCCCGACAUCCCAGCCCCAGGCCUUGGUGCCCUACGGGACCAGCCAGCCCUCGGAGCCAGGGGUGUGUCCCAGCCAGGUGCUGUGCCCGACAUCCCAGCCCCAAAUGUGUGUGGCCAGUGGGACCUGCCAGGGCCCAAAGCCAGAGGAGUGUCCCAGCUGGACACCGUGCCCAACGUCCCAGCCCCAAACCUGGGCAGCCAACGGGACCUGCCAUGCCUCAACGCCGGAGGCACAUCCCAACCAGGUGCUGUGCCCAACAUCCCAGCCCCAAACCUGGGCAGCCAAUGGGACCUGCCACCCCUCAGCGCCGGAGGCGCGUCCCAACCAGGUGCUGUGCCCAACAUCCCAGCCCCAAACCUGGGCAGCCAACGGGCUGUGCCAGCCCUCAGAGCCGGAGGUGUGUCCCAAUCAGACACCGUGCCCACCAUCCCAGCCCCAAGCCUGGGCAGCCAACGGGACCUUCCAGGCCUCAAAGCCAGAGGCGUGUCCCAGCCACACACCCUGGCCAACGUCCCAGCCCCAAACCUGGGCAGCCAGUGGGAUCUGCCAACCCCCGAAUCAGCCAGAGGUGUGUCCCAGUCAGACACCGUGCCCGGCCUCCCAGCCCCAAGCCCUGAGCAGGGACCGUGGCACGGUGUGGGAGGAGCCCAGCCCUGCCAGGUGCCCGCUGUCCCCUGGGAAAAUGCUGUACACGUGCAGCGAGUGCCUGGAGAACUUCUCCAGCCAGAGCUUCCUGACGGUGCACCAGCGCCAGCACUCCGGCCGCCACCUCAUCCUGUGCCCCUGCUGCAACUGGAGCUUCACCUGCAUCUCCGACUUCGUCCGGCAGCACUGGGCACACGCCGGUGUCCGGCCCCACCAGUGCGGGAUCUGCCAGAAGACCUUCAAGAGGUUCUACCACCUCAAGGUGCACCGCAGGACCCACAUGCGGCAGAACCGGCCGCUCCCCCGCGCCGACCCGCUGCCCAUCCCGGCGGGAACCGUGCCAGGAGACGGGGUGGGAAGCCAGGGUGUGACCUCCAAGGGGUGCUGUGCUGCUGCUGGACCUUAAGGGGUCCUCCCGGGAGUGGGGGGCUGCUCUUGGACCUCAGGGUGUACUCUCAGGGAUGGGAAGCUGCUGUGGGACCUUGAGGUGUCCUCUCAGGGAUGUAAUGUUGCUGAUGGACUUUGAAGUGUCCUUUCAAGAAUGCUGCUGAUAGACCUCGAAGUGACCUUCCAGGAAUGAGAUGCUGCUGAUGGACCUUGAAGUGACCUCCCAGAGAUGGGAAGCUGCUUAUGGACUUUGAGGUGUCCUCCUGGGCACAGGAAGCUGCUGCUAGACUUUGAAGUGUCCUCCCAGGGAUGGGAAGCUGCUGUUGGAACUUGACGUGUCCUAUGGGAAAUGGGAUGCCACUGCUGAACCUCAAAGUGACCUCCUGGGACUGGGAGGUCACUGCUGGACCUUGAAGUGACCUUCUGGGGAUGGGAAGCUGCUGUGGGCCUUCUACUCUCCUCCCCUCUACCUCUGCAACCUCUCCGACUCUCCUGCCCCCGGGGCGGAGGGAGCCCACCCUGCCCACACUUGGGGGGCUCCUUGUUUCCGAGCCAUGAUGGAGCAGGUGGGAUGCCAGGAGUGGGUCCCUGUUCUGGAGAGUGCCAAUAGAUGCUGUAGAAACCAGAA